This is a messenger RNA of Odobenus rosmarus divergens (Pacific walrus), 1843 nucleotides long. It is a transcript of the gene ADK, whose product is annotated as adenosine kinase. Bases 51 to 968 code for a protein of 305 amino acids. NCBI's taxonomy places the organism in Eukaryota, Metazoa, Chordata, Mammalia, Carnivora, Odobenidae. The record is from RefSeq and is a predicted model, not a curated record. Gene Ontology annotation, biological process: purine ribonucleoside salvage. Gene Ontology annotation, molecular function: adenosine kinase activity. Gene Ontology annotation, cellular component: nucleus; cytosol. The transcript has 10 exons.
CAGAGGGGGUGGGGCGCACGCCGGAGCCUAAGUGAGGUGGGAGCACGAAGAUGUCUGCGGCCGAGGAGGAGCCGAAGCACAAAAAGCUGAAGGUGGAGGCGCCCCAAGCGCUGAGUGAAAAUAUUCUCUUUGGAAUGGGAAAUCCUCUUCUUGACAUCACUGCUGUAGUGGAUAAGGAUUUCCUUGAUAAGUAUUCUCUUAAGCCAAAUGACCAAAUCUUGGCUGAAGACAAACACAAGGAAUUGUUUGAUGAACUUAUAAAAAAAUUCAAAGUUGAGUAUCAUGCUGGUGGCUCUACCCAGAAUUCAAUUAAAGUGGCACAGUGGAUGAUUCAGCAGCCAUACAAAGCAGCAACAUUUUUUGGAUGCAUUGGGACAGAUACAUUUGGAGAGAUCUUGAAGAAAAAAGCUGCUGAAGCCCAUGUGGAUGCUCAUUACUAUGAGCAAAAUGAGCAAACAACAGGAACUUGUGCUGUGUGCAUCACUGGUAGCAACAGGUCCCUUGUGGCUAAUCUUGCUGCUGCCAAUUGUUAUAAAAAGGAAAAACAUCUUGAUAUGGAGAAAAACUGGACAUUGGUAGAAAAAGCAAGAGUUUAUUAUAUAGCAGAAGCUGCCACUUUUGCUAGAGAGCAAGGCUUUGAGACGGAAGACAUUAAAGAGAUAGCCAGAAAGGCACAAGCUCUACCAAAGGUGAACCUGAAGAGGCAGCGAAUCGUGAUUUUCACCCAAGGGAGAGAAGAUACUAUAAUGGCUACAGAAAGUGAAGUCACCGCUUUUUCUGUCUUGGAUCAAAACCAGAAAGAAAUUGUUGAUACCAAUGGAGCUGGAGAUGCAUUUGUUGGAGGUUUUCUGUCUCAACUGGUCUCUGACAAGCCCCUGACUGAAUGCGUCCGUGCAGGUCACUAUGCUGCAAGCGUCAUAAUUAGGCGGACUGGCUGCACUUUUCCUGAGAAGCCAGACUUCCACUGAUAGAAAAGCAGGAAACCCAAGCCCAGGAGUAUAGACACUGCCUUGAUUGCUUCCUGAGAAUUCCCAUAUUAAUAAAGAAGAAAAUUAUCUGCCUUCUUUUCCUACUAUAAUAAUAUUCAUUCCUAAUUUAGGGAAUACAGUAAUGCUCAGUAGAAUCUUUAUUCUCUCAACAACCUAAAAAAAUAAUGUCAAUUUCCAUAGUUUGAUAGUGCCACUUAAAUGUUGAUUAAACAGGAAUAUAACAUUUCAAUGGAAAUUUUUAUUUUAUUUUCAAUUACUUUGUAAAUUCAUGUGUAUUUAGCAAAUUGAUCAGUUUUUACAUUUCUGCUUUGAAUGCAGAUGCAAUUUAAUAUAAUAGAUUUUUAAACAGGAAUUAAUUCUAACACAUCAAUCUUCAGCUUUUUAUACAAGUAUAUUUAAUUUAGGAGUGUGUGUAAGUGUAUAUGUACGUGUGUAUAUGCAUACGUAUACGUAUACCACAUAGAUAAAUGAUAAAUGGUCAAAUAAGGUAGAGAAAUAUGUAUCUUGCCAAGUUAUGCCAAAUAAUCUCUUUAGCACAUACUCAAACAUGUAAUAAACUUUGGAUAAUUAAAUAAUUUGCCAAAUUAUGUUAUAUUACAGUAUUCAAAUUAUAAUCUUAUAUUUACCUAUGAUACUCUGUGAUUUGAUACAAAUAAAAACUUACCAUAUGGGAAUUUUUUCUGUCUUUGCUCUGUGCUCAAUAAACUAAGGAAGUAAGAUCAUUAUUUAAUAUUAGGCCCCAAAAUGAUAUCUAAUUCAUUGAUGGUAAUAGAAAGAACAACAUAAUACAUUGAAAAAGAAAUUAGUAUUUGAAACCGGUAAGUCACUGUUUUAAGGAAAACGGAAUUGCAUAA